AUGGAAGGAAUCGAUCAUAGAAUGGUGAGCGUCAAUGGCAUAACAAUGCACAUUGCCGAGAAAGGUCCCAAAGAUGGAUCAUUGGUGCUUCUCCUCCAUGGAUUCCCUGAUCUCUGGUACACGUGGCGUCACCAAAUUAGUGGACUAGCAUCUCUUGGUUACCGAGCCGUAGCUCCAGACCUCCGAGGCUACGGAGACUCCGACGCGCCGGAGUCCUUCUCCGAGUACACGUGUCUUAACGUCGUUGGUGACCUUGUGGCUCUUCUGGACAGUGUUGCUGGAGAUCAAGAGAAGGUGUUUCUCGUCGGUCAUGAUUGGGGAGCCAUUAUUGGAUGGUAUCUCUGUUUGUUUCGACCAGAGAAGAUUAAGGGCUUUGCGUGUUUGAGUGUGCCGUAUAGACCAAGAAACCCUAAGGUCAAGCCUGUUGAAGGGUUUAAGGCUGUCUUUGGAGAUGAUUACUACAUUUGUAGAUUUCAGGAACCGGGGAAGAUUGAAGAAGAGAUUGCAUGUGCAGAUCCAAGAAGAGUACUGAGGGAUAUCUUCACAGGGAGGGCACUAGGUCCACCGAUUUUACCAAAGGAUAAUCCCUUUGGCGCAAACCCUAACCCUAACGGCGAAAACAUUGAAUUGCCGGAAUGGUUCUCUAAAGAGGAUCUCGAUUUCUACGUCUCCAAAUUCGACAAGACAGGAUUUACCGGCGGAUUAAACUACUACAGAGCCAUGGAUCUGAGUUGGGAAGUUACUGCACCAUGGACCGGAGCUAAGAUUUAUGUGCCGGUGAAGUUCAUAACCGGUGACUUUGACAUGGUGUACACCACACCAGGGAUUAAAGAGUACAUCCACGGUGGUGGAUUUGCUGCAAAUGUUCCAAAUCUCCAAGAGAUAGCUGUGAUUGAAGAUGCUGGUCACUUCGUCAACCAAGAGAAACCUCAAGAGGUCACUGCCCACAUCAAUGACUUCUUCACCAAGCUUCAGGACAACUACUAA
Molecule: messenger RNA, 987 nt
Organism: Microthlaspi erraticum
Lineage: Eukaryota; Viridiplantae; Streptophyta; Magnoliopsida; Brassicales; Brassicaceae
Source: the annotation of a GenBank genome assembly